Messenger RNA from Didymosphaeria variabile, 1281 nucleotides. RefSeq lists its product as uncharacterized. Lineage: Eukaryota; Fungi; Ascomycota; Dothideomycetes; Pleosporales; Didymosphaeriaceae. The record is from RefSeq and is a predicted model, not a curated record. Bases 1 to 1281 code for a protein of 426 amino acids. The transcript is spliced from 2 exons.
AUGACUCUCCAAAUGUCGCCAUCCUGCGGCUGGUGGCAUGUAAACGACCGACAAGACAAUUACAGCAAACGAGUCGUGAUCCGAGGCCGAUUUGACUUCCCAGACAACGACCCUUCUCGCUGGGCAUAUCUGCCUGAUACGAAUUUCGAGCACAAGACCAUGGGUGUUCCGACAUGGAAGAAGAGCCACUUGCUGUCUCUGCCAAAGGAAUUGAGGUUAGAAAUCUGGAAGUGGACUUUGACUGAUCCUUCGGUCCCCGACUUGGUCGUAAACAUUGGAAGAGACAAGAAAGAAGCCUAUGGAUACUCGGCUGCGGGAGCAGUAAUACCGCGCGUGACGACGUGGCUGCAACCUGGUCGCAACAGUCCCAUCGGUUUGAGCUUACUGCGCACAAAUCGAUUCAUCUACGAAGAAGCACUCCCCUGUCUUUACCAAUCCGUCAAGUUCGCUCCUGCAGAUCACCAAGGCAUCUUUCCACUAUUCCUGGACUCCCUUUCACAGUUUCCGCGAUCACUUAUUCGACGCAUCAAGCUCCAUGUCCCUCGACAAAUCUACGACGUUGACCUCUUUGGCGACCCCGCGGUCCCGCUCUUUCAUUGGGCCAUCACCUGCGCACAGAUCGCAAAGCUCGAUGGGCAACUCAAAGAUUUAGAGAUAGAAGGACUCUGGACCGAGACCGGAUCUCUCAAUGAGAAGAUCAAGCGCUCGAUACUAUUUCCGUUGUGCAAAAUCAAGGCGAGAAAGAUAUUUGGGCCAAAUAAUGACGCGGGGAUGGAAGAGGUGCUGAAACAUGCCCAGGUGAAUCUAGAGCAUAAGGCUGCUUUACGUAGGGUUGAGGCUGCGGCAAAGGCUGCUGCGGAUGUUGCGGCCGAGAAACGUGAAGAAAGUGGUAAAAAAGAUGAUGAGGGAAAGAAAGAGGUGGAUGAUCCAGCUGAACAACGCCAACCACAAGACCCUACCACGGCACUUCAUUCUUACUGUGAACCUGGUGCUUCCGAUUCCACAAUCUUGCGCAACCUCAGUACAGUAGCUGGUAUUGACGCAUUUGAAAAAGAGUUGGACGAUCACACAAGUCCGGAGAUUGCGGGACGAAGCUCUGCCGAUGACAUUAGGACGCUGACAGAAGACUGGGACCUGGUCAGCUAUAGGAGUGGCGCUUCUACCCCGAGAGAUCGCCCGCCUAGUUAUAUGUCUAGAUGGAGCACUGAUUCGUGGACCGAUGUGGCGUCGACAAUUGCAGAGACACAUGAUCUGGAUAAAGACGAGGAGAUGGAGAAAUGA